Molecule: messenger RNA, 1311 nt
Organism: Gavia stellata (red-throated loon)
Lineage: Eukaryota; Metazoa; Chordata; Aves; Gaviiformes; Gaviidae
Gene: FEZF2
Product: FEZ family zinc finger 2
Exons: 4
Coding region: 1-1311 (436 amino acids)
Biological process (GO): regulation of transcription by RNA polymerase II
Molecular function (GO): RNA polymerase II cis-regulatory region sequence-specific DNA binding; DNA-binding transcription factor activity, RNA polymerase II-specific
Source: RefSeq, a predicted model, not a curated record
AUGGCGAGCUCGGGGUCGCUGGAGACGGUCAUGCCUUCCUCUUGCCCCCGGCACGACGGCAGGGCCGCCGCCGCUAACCCCUCCAAGACCCUGGCCUUCUCCAUCGAGCGGAUCAUGGCCAAGACGUCGGAGCCCAAGCCAGCCUUCGAGCAGCGGCACGGCGGGCCGGGGCCGGAGCCGGGCAAGAAGCCGCUGAGCCUGUGCUCGCCCCUGCCCUGCGUGAUCCCCAUCCCGCCGCUGGGCUACGAGGUGCCCUCCAAGACUCUCCUCAACUACUCGGAGCUGUGGAAGAGCAGCCUGCGGGGCGGCGCGGGGCUCUGCAAAGCCAACUGCGGCGUCUGCUGCAAGGCAGAGCUCGCCCUGGGCCAGCCCAGCGGCCGGCUCAUCAAGCCGCAGGUCAUCCACCAAGCGGGGGCCGUGCCGGCCGCCCCCCGCUCCCUCUACUACUUCAACUACCUGGACGCCGCGUACCACCCGGCCGACAUCCUGCACGGACAGCUCUUCCCCGCCGGCCUGCUGGGCGCCCCGCCGCCGGGGGGGCUCUCGGCCCACCAGAAGCUUUUCCUGCUGGAGAACGCCAAGCUGGCGGGGCUGGCGGCCGAGAAGCUGCCGCCGCCGCCGCCCUUCGCCCACAAGGAGCGGCUGCCGGGACACCUGGACCAGGUGAUGAAGGAGGCGGCGGCGGCGGAGCGCGGCGGCCCCCCCAAGGGCCACGCCAAGCUGGGGGGCGGCGGCGCGGCGGAGGGCAAGCCCAAAAACUUCACCUGCGAGGUCUGCGGCAAGGUCUUCAACGCGCACUACAACCUCACCCGCCACAUGCCGGUGCACACGGGGGCCAGGCCGUUCGUGUGCAAGGUCUGCGGGAAGGGCUUCCGCCAGGCCAGCACCCUGUGCCGGCACAAAAUCAUCCACACCCAGGAGAAACCCCACAAGUGCAACCAGUGCGGGAAGGCGUUCAACAGGAGCUCCACGCUCAACACCCACAUCCGCAUCCACGCCGGCUACAAGCCCUUCGUCUGCGAGUUCUGCGGCAAGGGCUUCCACCAGAAAGGCAACUACAAGAACCACAAGCUGACCCACAGCGGAGAGAAGCAGUACAAGUGCACCAUUUGCAACAAAGCCUUCCACCAGAUCUAUAACUUGACUUUCCACAUGCACACCCACAACGACAAGAAGCCCUUUACGUGCGUCACUUGCGGGAAAGGAUUUUGCAGAAACUUUGAUUUAAAGAAGCACGUCCGAAAGUUGCACGACAGCGUCUCCAGCGCUCCGCCGCCGCCGCGGGACCCUGGGCGCAGCGGGCAGAGCUAA